UCUUCUUUCCCCUUUUCACUUUCACUCUCCUCCCUUCCCUUCCCCCCUCUUUGUUUUAAGACUAAGACCCACUACAAGUUUUGGUUGAGCCCAAAUAUUCCUUUUCCGCAUACAACUCUCUCUACCAUUCUUACUCAUUAGAUCCUAAUCUUCAACAUCUAUGUAACAGCAUUUCUUCUGAGAUUCUAUCAUCAAUCUUAGGCCUCUCGCUCGGUCGCUCCAGAUAUACAGGGACUAAUGGGGAAAAAGGUUGAUAAGAAGAGUAGAGCAGCUGCUAAGGAGAAGCGAGCUGCAGCCCAAUCUCCUAAAAAUGUUCCUCAACAAUCUAAUCAGGUUGAGAGUUCUGAUGUUGGCGUUGCAGUGGUGAAAGAGAGAAAAGCUUGUGUCCAUCUUGACAAGGGUGUUGAUUUUGAUAAAUUUUCUGCUAAAUUUGGGUCUUCAGAUCCUAUUAGGUGUGAGGAUUGUCGAGAAGGUGCAAAUGAUAGAAGAGGGAGGAAGGGAAAGGGUAAACAUGGGAAGAAGAAGGGAGGUGCUUCAGCAGAUUCAAAAUCCGAUUCGAAAGCCAUUUGGGUUUGUUUAGAUUGUGGGCAUUAUUCUUGUGGAGGGGUUGGACUUCCUACAACCCCUCAAAGCCAUGCGGUUCGGCAUGCUAGACAAGCCCGGCAUCCUUUGGUGAUCCAAUGGGAAAACACUCAUCUCCGGUGGUGCUUUCCAUGCAACACACUCAUUCCAGUUGAGAAAACAGAGGAAAAUGGUGAAAAUAAAGAUGUAUUUUCUGAGGUUGUAAAAUUAAUGAAGGGUCGGUCAAGAGAUGGUUCAUCAGUGGAUGUUGAGGACGUGUGGUUUGGUGGUGGCAGUGUUACUAGUGAAAUCAAAUCUGAAGGCAUUUUAUCAGUUGGGGGUUGUUUAGAUGGAAAGGCUGGCUACGUGGUAAGAGGUUUGACUAACCUUGGAAAUACUUGCUUUUUUAAUUCAGUCAUGCAAAAUCUUCUAGCCAUGGGUAGAUUGCGGGAUUACUUCUUGAAUAUGGAUGUAUCUUUUGGCCCUCUUACUAUUGCUUUGAAGAAGCUCUUCACUGAAACAAAACCAGAGGCAGGGUUGAGAAAUGUUAUGAAUCCGAGAUCUUUUUUUGGGUGUGUCUGUUCUAAGGCUCCCCAGUUUCGGGGAUAUCAGCAGCAUGAUAGUCAUGAAUUGCUUCGUUGCUUACUUGAUGGACUGUGUACUGAGGAGUUGGGUGUCAGAAAAAAAGUUAAUUCUUCUGAGGAAAAUGGGAUUUCUUCAAAUCCAGGUCCUACUUUUGUGGAUUCUGUAUUUGGCGGACAAAUUUCUAGUACUGUUUGUUGUGUGGAAUGUGGACACUCCUCAACAGUUUUUGAGCCAUUUUUAGAUCUCUCUCUUCCGGUUCCAACCAAGAAACCUCCACCUAAAAAAGCCCAACCUUCUCGAGCCAAGAAAGCAAAACCACCACCAAAGAAAAGUGGAAAGGUUCGAGGUAAAGCUAACAAAGAUAUUGAUAUUGUAACAGUUCAAAAUUCUUCAAGUCCAGCUGCCAUUGGUGAGUCUCUGAGUGUGUCACAGUCUACUGCACCUCCUACUGAAAAGGUGGUGAGUUCUUCAGGUGAUUAUUCAUUAUCAGAUUCUGUUGGCUCAUCAACUGUGGCUGCUGAAAGCAGUUCUUCUCAGAAUUUUUCAGCUGUUGCACAGCCUGAGAAUGAGCAAGGUUUGGAUAAUUCAAUGGACCAAACAGUGGCUUCAUUUGAUGAUUUUACGUGGUUAGAUUAUGUUGAACCAGAAAGUACGUUAGAUGGGCAUGAUUUGACUUUGCAAAAUAAUGAUUUAUUUUUUCAAGAUUCUGGAGACAAGGGUAAGGUGUCCGGUGAUAUCUUGAUGGAGAGUAGUCAGAUUCCUUCACUCAAUGAAGAGCUAAAUUCAAAACCGGAUUCUUCUUCUAUGAAUCCUGGGGAGGAUGAGCUACCAUUGGUUGCUCAAGUUUCAGAAGUUAUCUUGCUUCCAUACAAUGAAGAAAGUUCCACUACUGGGGAGAUGAUGAGUGGAGAUGCUGAGGCCUCCUCAUCAGUUGUUGGCUAUGGGCAAGAGGAAUUGGACUUUGAUGGCUUUGGUGGGUUAUUUAAUGAACCUGAAAUUACUGCUGGUCCAGUUGCAGGGCCAGUUGCAGGGCCCUCUUUAGGUGGUGAAGGGGUGGACAGUGGUUUUGUAGUAGGAAAUAGCAGCGAAUCUGAUCCAGAAGAGGUUGAUAAUUCAAAUUCUCCAGUGUCUGUAGAAAGUUGUUUGGCUCAUUUUAUAAAGCCAGAACUUCUCACUGAUGAUAAUGCUUGGGAUUGUGAGAGCUGUUCAAGGACUCUGCAACGCCAGAAGUUGGAAGCUUUGAAGAAGCAGGCUAAACUUGCUUCACAAGUUUUGAUAAAUGGAUGUGAGACUAGGAAGCAAAAUGAUCUAAAGACUACAAAAGACAUAUCCUGGACUUCUGAAGUUAAAACUCUUAGUAAUGGAGAUAUCAAAACUGAUAUUGAUCUGGACACUUCUGGUGAAAGCUUGGUUUUACAAAAUGGGAAGACUGAUUCCUUAAAUCAAACUUGUGUGCAAUUUGAAAGUGGUCAGACAUGUGAGAUUAAUCCAGUUGUCUCUCAAGGGGAAGAGGGAACAAUAGAAGCCAAUGAUGCAGUUCCUGAGCAAUCCCGGUCUUCUGGUUUCUGGAAAUCUCGCAGUCAAGAAAGCAUUGCUCAUCAAGUCAAAGAUUCUUAUACUAUUGAUGAGUCUGAUAGUACUGGGUGUACUGCUGAUGAUGCUCAGUCAAGUGAGGAGAUAAAUUCCCUAAAAGUAAAGGUGAAGCGGGAUGCAACCAAAAGGGUCCUUAUAAAUAAGGCCCCGCCUAUUUUGACUUUUCAUCUGAAGAGGUUCAGCCAAGAUGCUCGUGGUCGUCUAAAUAAAUUGAAUGGCCAUGUAAAUUUCGGUGAAAUGAUUAAUCUUAGACCAUAUAUGGAUCCCAGGUGCACAGAUAAAGAGAAAUACAAUUAUCGUCUGCUUGGUGUAGUAGAGCAUUUGGGAACCAUGAGAGGGGGUCACUAUGUUGCAUAUGUGAGAGGUGCAAAAAUUAAAGGAAAGACAGAGAAAGAAAACGGAGGUUGCGUGUGGUAUCAUGCCAGUGAUGCCUAUGUGCGUGAAUCUUCCCUCGAAGAAGUUCUGCGCUGUGAGGCAUACAUUUUAUUCUAUGAGCAAGUUUGAAAUCAUUCCUUCUCAUACACGUUACAUGAUUUUCCCCCCAAAGGGGAGAGAGACAAAAACAGAGGGACAGACACAAAAACCAGAGGUGAGUGUACAACAACAAUUACCAUUAUAUCUAAUACCAAUUUUUUUGACAUGUAUUGAGUUCCUAGAUGUAUAUCAUGAAACCAUAUCAUACCAAAAAAAAAAAUUGUAAUUUUUUUG
Messenger RNA from Pistacia vera, 3447 nucleotides. Its product is annotated as ubiquitin carboxyl-terminal hydrolase 2. Gene Ontology annotation, biological process: protein deubiquitination. Bases 238 to 3243 code for a protein of 1001 amino acids. The transcript is spliced from 3 exons. Gene Ontology annotation, molecular function: zinc ion binding; cysteine-type endopeptidase activity; cysteine-type deubiquitinase activity. Gene Ontology annotation, cellular component: nucleus; cytosol. Lineage: Eukaryota; Viridiplantae; Streptophyta; Magnoliopsida; Sapindales; Anacardiaceae. The record is from RefSeq and is a predicted model, not a curated record.